Messenger RNA from Cylindrotheca closterium, 2220 nucleotides. The record is from the annotation of a GenBank genome assembly. Lineage: Eukaryota; Bacillariophyta; Bacillariophyceae; Bacillariales; Bacillariaceae.
AUGAUUUGCCUAGACUCUGACUCAGAUUCAGAUGCUGACCUAGCUCUUAUUAUGGCAAGCAAACAUUAUGCUCCCAGCAAUGGCAAAACGGGUGAUUUCAUGAAACGAAAUCUUCGAGAAUCCGAAGGAUCUUUGGAUUGUUCUACCAAGAGUAUAGGUUCUACUUCCCCAAGGAAUACCAAUCCAACUGGCAUUGCCAACAUGAGCCUGAGCCACGCUAAUCUUCGUCGGUCGAGUAGAGGUCAUAUCGUAACUUCAACUUACAGCAAACUGAAGGCUCCACCUUCUUACCCCAGUCAUAUUCAAAGAAAGGUCGAUGAGUUCACAGCAGAAGAGCGGCAACAAGCCGAAUCGAAGAAGCGCAGUAGUUUGCGACGAAAUGGAGAGAAGCCAAAGCGGAAGAUUUCUAUGUCCACUUCACUUGAAAUGCCGGAAAGUCUUCUAGAUAUUGAUGCACAUAGAACAUCUGUCAUUACGCAGGAUGUGGAUGAAACAGCCACUCACUCAAAUGAAUCUGGUGAUGAAGAUAUUUCUGUACACAAAGCUGAAAAAAGCGUAUCGCCAGCGGGUGGGGAUAGCGAUGCCACCUUGUCGCUAAGCCAAGAAUCUGUAUCGUCUACAAGCUGCGACGAAGAUCAUAGCAAAUCCUCUUUGCUGACGAAGGAGGAGAAGAAAGCACCGAGUGAAGUGGACGUCUCAUCUCCUUUUGAGCCCACAGGCAGACAGUUUGAUGAGCUGGGGACAAGCCAAGGUGAUCCAAUUGAACUCAGCAGUGACAGCGAGGUGGAAAAUGAGGAAAACAAUCAUGGAGAUUCCAACUUGAAUCUUAUUCAAUCAGAAGGGCGACCAGAAGGUCUUCAUCCACAAGGCCUCGAUUCGACCUCCAGUCGCUUUCCAAGGAAAUGUAAAAAUGAGAGAUGGAAUGACGAAGAAAAGAAGAAGUACAAAAAUGAUCAUCCUUGUAUUGGUACGAAAGGACGUCCAAUUAAGUCAGUCCACAGGGAUAGGAAAUGCGAGUCUUGUGGCUACUGCCGUACCUGCACCAGUCCACCCUGGUGUACAACGAGGGAGUUGCAUUCAUUUAAAGAAGAACAGGAACAAAAAAUAUGUACUCCUAACAUUACCACGAAGGACGCUCAGCCCUAUCUCGCCACUCCUUAUCGGAGAGCAGAAAGAAAGCGACAGGUUGUUUCGUUGAGUCCAACGCGAAAAGUGUCAUCGAAACGAAAACACUCUGUUGACGAGAAAGCAUCCAGAAAAAGUGCAAAGGGCUGUGCGACUCAAGGAAAAGAUGAGAUGAUGAUACCGCGAACAUUGGAGGAAAUCUCUACUCGUCGGGACAGCAAAAAAAGAAGCCCAUAUAAGUUGGCAGUGAGUCCAACAAAAGACAAAAAGAAACGAAAGCACAAGAAGAAGAAGAAGAAAUUUACGAAGCAAGGUGAUGAUGAAACGCAGAAAAUCUUUUUGUUCCUAGCUGAAAGAGUGAUGAAGUGCGAGAAAGAGUUGGACGAGCGAAAGCAUUUCAAAACGGAAAUCCCACCAGCGUUGGCCGGAUCUGAGGAAACCAAUCCUCAACAACAUUUGGGUAUCCCUAGAAACUCUGCCCAGGCAUCGUCUAUCAAUUUUAUCGCACCCGAAGACUUGCAGAGAGCAGUUGAAGGGGCUUUGCAAAAUAUUUCGCUCGUGGAGAGGACACCAUUUGCAACAACUGGGUUUGCUGUGCGCGAUGAUUCCAUAGUGAAACCUGUAUCAGAAUACACGGAAAAUGGCCGAGCCGUGCCUUAUUUCAGCCAAAGCGCUCAAGUUGUGACAACAUCUGUAGAUGAGCAGGUCUUUCCGGCCUCACAAAUACCCAUACAAGCAAGUGAAGUGAAAGAUAGAGGAAAUCAAGAUGGAAGAGACUUGUUCAAUGACGCUGGAGGCACGGAUUCAUAUCAAGAACCCCCCCGCGCUGCCAUUGGAGGGCGAGAAACUCAGAGGAUGGAAGGUAUUGGAAGUACCCAAAAUACAAAUGAAAUAGCCACGAAACAAGACUCCAGAGGGAAAAACGACAGCGAGACAAUUCGCAGGCUUCGACAACAAAGAGACGAAAGUGAAGCAGCUGUGAGUUCAAAAUUUCAGCGGGUGCUACAGCAACGCAAUGGUAGUAUGGAAGUUGAGUCGCGGUCUAGCGAACUUACUCGUCAUGGUACUGAGUCACCACAACAAUUGAAUGAAUAA